Molecule: messenger RNA, 3390 nt
Organism: Brachypodium distachyon (stiff brome)
Lineage: Eukaryota; Viridiplantae; Streptophyta; Magnoliopsida; Poales; Poaceae
Product: chaperone protein ClpB2, chloroplastic
Exons: 10
Coding region: 285-3197 (970 amino acids)
Biological process (GO): cellular response to heat; protein refolding
Cellular component (GO): cytoplasm
Molecular function (GO): ATP hydrolysis activity; ATP binding
Source: RefSeq, a predicted model, not a curated record
CCGAAGCCACACAACUCAAUCGCCUUCCACGACUUCCUCGUUCAGCCCUGAACCUCCCAGAACCUCCCGACACCCCCACACCGCGACGCCCCUCGUCCGUCCGUCCGUCCGUCCGUCUACUUAUACAAGGCCUCGCCAUUCUAUCGCGCUCGCAUCCAGUCCGAACCGCGAAGACGCAAAGAUCGAACUACCGUCAGAUCACAGAACGAUAGGCUGCUCGCCGCUCCGCUCCACUCCACUCCACUCCACGUCAUCCGGUCUAGUCCAGGGCAGGACAGCGGGCCAUGGCCGCCGCGCCGCCGCUCACCGCCGACUUUCUCGUAUCCUCCUCCCCCGCCGCCGCUCCGGCGCCUGUCGUGGCCGCCGCGUGGGCCAACCGAAGAGGUGCGGGUUCGUCGAGGUGCCGGGCGCUUAGGGCAACCAGAGGACGGGGAUGGCUGGCUCCGGUGGUGGGGAGGACGCCGCGGACGCUCUCCGUCAGGUGCAACGCCAGCUCCCGGGACGGGAGGAUCACACAACAAGAAUUUACUGAGAUGGCAUGGCAAUCAAUUGUUUUGGCGCCUGAAGUAGCAAAAGAAAGUAAACACCAGAUUGUGGAGACUGAGCAUUUGAUGAAAUCCUUGCUGGAGCAAAGGAAUGGGCUUGCCCGUCGAAUCUUUUUGAAAGCUGGAGUUGAUAACACAAAGCUUCUCGACGCUACAGAGAAGUACAUCCAGCGUCAGCCUAAGGUGUUAGGUGAAGAUCCUGGUUCGAUGUUGGGACGUGACUUGGAAGCUCUGAUACAAAGAGCAAGAGACUUUAAGAAAGAGUAUGGUGAUUCAUUUGUCUCGGUUGAACAUCUAGUUCUUGGUUUUGCAGAUGAUAAGAGAUUUGGUAGACAGCUGUUCAAGGAUUUUCUGAUCACUGUAAAGACCUUGAAAUCAGCUAUUGAAUCCAUAAGAGGGAAGCAAAAUGUAAUUGAUCAAGAUCCUGAGGGCAAGUAUGAAGCUUUGGACAAGUAUGGAAAGGACCUGACAGCUAUGGCACGUCAGGGGAAGCUUGACCCGGUUAUAGGAAGAGAUGAUGAAAUUCGUAGGUGCAUUCAAAUUUUAUCUCGGAGAACAAAGAACAACCCAGUUUUGAUUGGUGAACCUGGUGUGGGGAAAACGGCUAUAGCUGAAGGUCUUGCUCAGAGGAUAGUGCAAGGAGAUGUUCCACAAGCUCUAACAAACCGUCGGCUAAUUACACUUGACAUGGGUGCUUUGAUUGCUGGGGCAAAAUAUCGAGGAGAAUUUGAGGAUAGGCUGAAAGCUGUACUCAAAGAAGUCAUAGAUUCUGAUGGCCAGGUCAUUCUUUUCAUUGAUGAGAUUCACACUGUUGUUGGAGCAGGUGCCACGUCUGGUGCAAUGGAUGCUGGCAAUCUUCUGAAACCAAUGCUUGGAAGAGGGGAGCUACGUUGUAUUGGUGCAACAACCCUUGAUGAGUACCGUAAAUAUAUUGAGAAAGACCCAGCACUAGAGCGCCGCUUUCAACAAGUUUAUGUGGAUCAACCUUCGGUUGAAGAUACAGUAUCAAUACUCCGAGGAUUACGUGAGAGAUAUGAAUUGCACCACGGGGUCCGCAUAUCAGACAGUGCUCUUGUAGCUGCUGCUGUUUUGUCAGAUCGUUACAUCAGCGGACGCUUUUUGCCUGACAAAGCCAUUGAUUUGGUCGAUGAAUCAGCUGCCAAGUUGAAAAUGGAGAUAACAUCGAAGCCGACUGCUCUAGACGAGAUUGAUCGCUCUGUGCUUAAACUUGAAAUGGAGCGUCUUUCACUAACAAAUGACACGGACAAAGCCUCAAAAGACAGACUAUCUCGCAUUGAAGCAGAAUUGUCGCUUUUGAAAGAAAGGCAGAACAAACUGACUGAGCAGUGGGAGCAUGAAAAGUCAGUGAUGACAAAGAUUCAAUCUAUUAAAGAAGAGAUUGAUAGGUUAAAUGUGGAGAUCCAGCAGGCCGAACGUGAAUAUGAUCUCAAUCGUGCUGCUGAACUGAAGUAUGGCAGUCUGAAUGCACUGCAGCGCCAGCUUCAAACAACAGAGAAUGAGCUAAACGAAUAUCAAAGUUCUGGGAAAUCCAUGCUAAGAGAAGAGGUGAGCCAAGAUGAUAUUGCAGAGAUUGUGAGCAGGUGGACAGGUAUUCCAGUUUCUAAAUUAAAGCAAUCUGAUAGAGAGAAGCUGCUGUAUCUUGAGGACGAGCUGCACAAGCGUGUCGUCGGGCAGGAUCCUGCAGUCAAAGCAGUGGCAGAGGCCAUUCAGAGAUCCAGAGCUGGAUUGUCCGAUCCAAACCGCCCCAUUGCCAGCUUCAUGUUCAUGGGACCUACAGGAGUUGGCAAAACGGAAUUAGCGAAAGCUCUUGCUUCUUUUAUGUUCAACACUGAGGAUGCUGUUGUCAGGAUUGACAUGAGUGAGUAUAUGGAGAAGCACUCGGUCUCGAGACUGAUUGGUGCACCGCCUGGUUAUGUUGGGUACGAAGAGGGUGGGCAGCUUACUGAGGCAGUUCGUAGGAGGCCAUAUUCUGUGGUCUUGUUUGAUGAGAUUGAGAAAGCUCAUUCAGAUGUAUUCAAUGUUUUCCUUCAAGUAUUGGACGAUGGAAGGGUUACUGACUCGCAGGGCCGGAAGGUGAGCUUCACCAACACUAUCAUUAUCAUGACAUCCAAUGUUGGCUCACAGUACAUACUAAAUAUGGAUGAAGUGGGUGGAGCGACUGAUUUGGCCUACGAGAAUAUGAAGAAGAGAGUGAUGGAUGCUGCAAGAUCUGUUUUUCGCCCUGAGUUCAUGAACCGUGUAGAUGAAUACAUUGUUUUCAAGCCUCUUGAGAGGGAACAGAUCAACAGCAUUGUCAAAUUACAGUUGGCAAGAGUACAGAAGAGGAUUGCCGACCGCAAGAUCAAACUCGAAGUCUCACCUGGAGCAAUCGAAUUCCUGGGAAGUCUUGGGUACGACCCGAACUACGGUGCCAGGCCAGUGAAACGCGUGCUUCAGCAGUACGUGGAGAACGAGCUGGCAAAGGGUAUCCUUAGAGGCGAAUUCAAGGAUGAGGACAGCAUCUUGGUAGACACCCAGGUGACGGUGCCAUCCAACGGCCAGCUCCCGCAGCAAAACCUUGUUUUCCGGAGAACAGGCGAGGAAUCGAAGCCAGCUGCUGCUGAGGACGAGAAGUUCCUGCCGACUGUCUGAUAGCCUGCUUUUGCGGAUGAGGGAUAAAUAAAACUGUACAUAUAAGGGAGAUGAACUGCUAGCUUUAUCUCUUUAGCCUUUAGGCAUAGCAGGGUAAUACAGUCGGAAUCACUUUAUAUUUGUUCCAACAGUACAUUAUUAGCAGCACAUGUGACUUGCUGGGCAUUGAAAAUUUUGUUUCGCUUCUGACCUA